AUGGUGUUUAACAAGGCUUUGAGCAUAAACCAGUUAAACACCAUGAGUGAUGCAUUACUUAAUCAGAAUGGAGAUUGGUUUAAAGUGAGGAUAGUUGAGAGUUUACUGAUGUCUUGGUUGGGCAAUUCGAGAGAUGAGGGCCUCCUUGCAGUCCUGCGCAAAUUAUUCAUGGAGCUCAUGGCAUUUGACACAAAAACUCCUAUCUUGAAUUAUGAUCAAAAAGGCUUUGUUGACAAAAUCAAUGAGUGUGUGGUUAAUAAUCCUCUGGGAAUGUAUUUUCUCAACUCCUUUCUUUAUGUCAUAUGUAUUCACUUGCUUGGCGCCCCGGCUUCUUAA
Messenger RNA from Danaus chrysippus (African queen), 336 nucleotides. The record is from the annotation of a GenBank genome assembly. NCBI's taxonomy places the organism in Eukaryota, Metazoa, Arthropoda, Insecta, Lepidoptera, Nymphalidae.